GCCACACGUCGAUCUGGCCCGCUCGCACCCGGCACAGCUGCAGGAACCGCUGAUCCAUGGGGCGGAACGCUGCCGGAACGUUGGGCCGCCCCUGUCGCCUAGGUACGCGAUCGCCGUGCGGUCGUGCGCCGCCGCGUGCGGGUCCCGGAACGGACCGAUGUUGCGGCACGAGCCCCGAGUCGAGUCAGCUCUCGUGGUUUCCGUAUUCUCUGCGAUUACGUAAACCUGGGUCGAAAACGGUUUACGUCAUUUUUCGAGCCACUCCAGGACUCAACAGCAGAGGAGAGUGUUCACUGCCGGUCGCCGUCGCUGAUGGCGAUCCCCCGUCGCCUAUCUUGCCUUCCCACGGUUGCCGCGGCCACCAAGUGGUCGGCCGGGAAUCUCGCCAUAGACAUCGGCACAAUCGGCGCGAGACCCUCAACGGCAGCCCUGGCUGCCGCCGCGACGGCGGCCGCCGCCGCCGGCCGCGCCUCGGAGUGCCAGUCCCUCCUCCUCCGCAUGUCGCGCCGCCGCGGCGCCUCUCGACGCGAGAUCGUCUCUUCCCUCCUCGCCUCGUCCCCCACUCCGCAGCCGCAGGUGUUCGACCUCCUCAUCCGCACCUACACCCAGUCGCGGAAGCCCCGGGAGGCCUUUGAGGCCUUCCGCCUCCUCCUCGACCACCGCGUCCCCGUCCCAGCCUCUGCGUCCAACGCUCUCCUUGCCGUGCUCUCCCGCGCCGGGUGGCCUCACCUCGCCCAGGAGGCCUACCGCCUCGUCCUCUCGUCUGACUCGGAGGUAAACGCCUACACGCUUAACAUCAUGGUCCACAGCUACUGUAAAACCCUAGAGUUCGAUGGGGCUGACACUGUCAUCUCCGAGAUGGAGAAGAGAUGCGUGUUCCCGGAUGUGGUUACACACAAUGUGUUGAUUGAUGCCAGAUUCCGUGCUGGAGAUGUGGAUGCAGCGAUCGCAUUGGUUGAUUCCAUGGCCAAUAGGGGGUUGAAGCCUGGGAUUGUGACAUACAAUUCGGUUUUGAAGGGGUUGUGUAAGCACAGAAGGUUUGAUAAGGCAAAGGAGGUGUUCAGGACAAUGGACCAGUGCAGUGUUGCACCAGAUGUUCGGAGUUUCAAUAUUUUGAUCGGAGGAUUUUGUAGGGUUGGGGAGGUUAAGGAGGCAGUGAAGUUUUACAAGGAGAUGCAACAUCGUUAUGUUACACCAGAUGUGGUCAGCUUUAGCUGUUUGAUUGGAUUAUUCUCGAGGAGAGGGGAGAUGGACCAUGCAGGGGCAUACUUGAGGGAAAUGAAGGGGCUUGGAUUGGUGCCUGAUGGUGUGAUUUACACAAUGGUCAUAGGUGGGUUUUGUAGGGCUGGAUCAAUGUCAGAGGCUCUAAGAGUUAGGGAUGAGAUGGUUGGCUUUGGAUGUCUGCCAGAUGUGGUAACAUACAAUACCCUGUUGAAUGGGCUCUGUAAGCAGCACAGGUUGCUUGACGCGGAGAAACUUUUGAAUGAGAUGGAGGAGAGAGGGGUUACACCAGAUUUAUGCACUUUCACAACUUUGAUUCAUGGGUACUGUAGGCAAGGUAACUUUGAGAAUGCAUUGCAAUUGUUUGACACACUGUUGCGCCAGCGUUUGAGGCCAGAUGUCGUGACAUACAAUAGUUUGAUUGAUGGGAUGUGCAGAAAAGGUGAUCUGGCCAAAGCUAAUGAGCUAUGGGAUGAUAUGCAUGCUCGAGAAAUCUUACCCAAUCACAUUACCUACAGUAUCCUAAUAGACAGCCACUGUGAGAAGGGACAAGUUGAGGAUGCAUUCGGUUUUCUGGAUGAAAUGGUCAAGAAGGGAAAUUUGCCUAAUAUCAGGACCUAUAAUUCCAUCAUCAAGGGUUAUUGCCGAUCAGGUAAUGUAAAAAAGGGGCAGCAGUUUUUGCAAAAGAUGAGGCAAGAUAACGUAUUCCCAGAUCUGAUUACUUUCAACACCCUGAUCCAUGGUUAUAUAAAAGAAGAAAACAUGCAUGGAGCUUUCAAUGUGUUUAAUAUAAUGGAGAAGGAAAUGGUACGGCCAGAUGCUGUCACGUAUAAUAUGAUCAUAAAUGGGUUUUCUGAACAAGGCAAUAUGCAAGAUGCUGGUCGUGUUUUCAAGGGAAUGGGUGACAGUGGAAUUGAACCGGAUAGAUAUACAUACAUGUCAUUGAUAAAUGGUCAUGUUACAGCUGGCAACUCGAAGCAGGCGUUCCAACUUCAUGACGAGAUGAUCCAUAGAGGGUUUGCUCCCGAUGACAAAUUUUGAGGCUUGUCAGUUCUGACCUAUUGGACAUAAGCAAGAGAAAUGCAUGUGUUGUGUGUUUGACAGUGUCUUUGAAAAUCACACCUCCAGAAAUUUGUGAUUUCGAAGCGUCGAAGGGACAGGUCCAGAAAAAAAGGGGAGAUUGUUAAAAUUCCAUUACUUGGGAGUGACCGCACGAACUAUGGUAAUGUUGGCAUGUUGCUCCAACUAUGUUCUAAAGAUUCCAUGGCGUGAUCCUGAGGUGAAACUGUGCCUUUUUGAUCGGGCACUGCUGAAUUUGAAAAAGGAAAACAAAUUGCUCUUACAAUUUAAAGCCUGGAGGAUAUUAUGUGAGGAGUGAGCGGAUCCUAACUUCUGAGCAAAAGGCUUAUGAUAGCAGAUAUGGCUAAGCAAAACUGCUGCACAAAAAGGAAACAGAAUUUGACUGGACGUCUGAAUAUCUUCCCUUCAGUCUGAGCUCCAGACCAGAGUGCAAAAAGAAACAUUGAACCAAUGGAAAAAAUGAAUAAAAGAACAAUCAGUAACUACAGUGCAUGUCUGAAGAUUCUCAUGGGCGUGGGCAUCUUCCUCCAGGAUUGUUGGGAUCAAAUGUGCAGCCAGACGCUCCAGGCAUCGAGGAUGUCAGGGACACCGAGCUUCCUCGUUGUGGCUGUGAUUUCUCUCUCAGGACACGGAAUGCAGCGAUGGUAGUGGCUUGUGCCGCCAGGGCCAGGCAGAUUAUGAGAACCAGAGGUAGAACUUGGUUUCUUUGGAACAUCGUGGUAUCUUGUGAACUUCAGUAUCGAGUGAGAUGCGAAGCUAGGAUUUGAGGCUAUUAUAUAUUAAGUUUAUGGUCUGCGUGUUGGUUUCCUUGGCGAUCACGGUUUUUACGCGUUCUCCCAUGUGGACGAGUAUUCACAAGGUUGACCGCAUGUAUACAGAGUCGCUCAACUCGUCGUGAACAAGUUCACAGAAGGAUCUCUAUUGCACAAGCACAAUGUAUUUCAGAAGUAGAAAUAAGACCAUUGGUUACUGUGUCGCAAUGUCUUCCUUAGGAAAAAAUAAUCCACAGCAAUACCACAAAACUUCUGCGUCAGUUCUGUCAUC
Molecule: messenger RNA, 3345 nt
Organism: Zea mays
Lineage: Eukaryota; Viridiplantae; Streptophyta; Magnoliopsida; Poales; Poaceae
Product: pentatricopeptide repeat-containing protein
Exons: 4
Coding region: 313-2262 (649 amino acids)
Molecular function (GO): protein binding
Source: RefSeq, a predicted model, not a curated record